Molecule: messenger RNA, 882 nt
Organism: Lathyrus sativus (Indian pea)
Lineage: Eukaryota; Viridiplantae; Streptophyta; Magnoliopsida; Fabales; Fabaceae
Source: the annotation of a GenBank genome assembly
AUGAAUAAUCAUAUCAAUAUUUUGAUGCUCAUCUCUUUCUUAUUGAUAAUAAUAACCACUUUUUUUCCACAACUAUCCCACUCUCAAUCAGUCGAUGAUUAUUCCAUUUGUAGAGAUAUAAAUCAUUCCUACAACUGUGGCAAUCUAUCCAAAAUCUCGUAUCCAUUCUGGGGACAGAAUCGUCCUUUUCAAUGUGGCGCAGGAACCCCAUUUCACCUUUUUUGCUAUGAAAACAGCGUUACUACCAUUCUAUUAUCCUCACAGAAUUUCACAGUACUUGAAAUCAACACCACAACCUACACCAUCAAACUCAAAAGAACAGACCUUUCUCUAAAUCUUUGUUCUCCUCAAUUUGGUGAUACUUCUUUGUCUCCAACUCUGUUUCAAUAUCUCCCAAAAGUCAAAAACAUCACCAUAUACUAUAAUUGUACUUCCUCUCAAUUUUUUCCUAAAAAAUCUCUAUGUGGAGCUUCGAAUCAUGCUUUUUGUCCUGUUGGUGAUGAUGCAAAUAAGUUUCUUGAAGAAUCAAGAAAUUGCAACAGAUAUAUACAAGUGCCAGUAGGAGGAGAUUUUCCUAUAGAGAAUGGUUAUUAUCAUUAUGUAAAUAGUAAUGUUCUUGAAAAAGGUUUGGAUAAGGGGUUUGAUGUCAAAUAUAAUGUGAAUGAGGAAUGUUUACGAUGUUUGGGCAGUCAAGAAGGAGAUUGCGUGAGUGAUUACAUUGAAAAACAUGCAACAUCCUCUUGCUAUUAUGAUAAUUGUCCAGAUGGAUCUAUUGCUUUUUCCUCACAAUGUUCUUCUCAACACAAAAGUAAGCUGCUGCGCUGGCAUGGGAAAAUGAAAACCAUUCUAGGUUUUUGGUUGUUGAUGCAGGUCUUGUUUUGA